Messenger RNA from Oryctolagus cuniculus (rabbit), 2347 nucleotides. Lineage: Eukaryota; Metazoa; Chordata; Mammalia; Lagomorpha; Leporidae. The record is from RefSeq and is a predicted model, not a curated record.
AUUUGGAAAGGAGAAAGGGGUUACAUUCCUGAAAGGCAGGACUUGUGUUAGGCAGUGUGUGGGUUUCAGACUGUGAUGUAACAAUAUUAAGGACGGAGGCAAUCAAGAUGUUCCCCGCACCUGAGGUCCCAAAGCUAGGUGUGCUGAAGCCUGUACUCACUGAUUAAAAAUGUGGGUAGCCACUCUGGGCGUCCACACCCAUUUAAGUCCUCAUUUGGCCCAGCGGUUCCUUGAUCACUGGAAUUUGAAACCGGAUUUACUAAAUCAGAGCAAGUUGGAUCUCUGUGAAAUGAAGUUGCAGUCAUCGUGCAGUUGGCACAGUUCGAAGGGAAUGGGAUUCAUCUCAGUUUAGUUAGAAAAACCAAAGGAGUUUGAUAUCAGGGGCUGCAAAGUGUUUGGCAACUUUUGAUGAGGGCCACACGAAAGCUGCUUCCAUUGCGGAACAGAAAAAGCAGGAACAGUGACAUUAAAUCCGGAUUCAACUUCUUGAGACAGACGUUGCCUGUGAAACCUGAGGCGUGGUGUCCCGAUCUGCAAGUGUAGAGAACCUGAGAAUUAAAACCAUGUGAAAGAGAGAUGGGGGAGAACAGCUGUAAGUGGGAAGAUGCUAGAAGACUUGGAAAACAUUCAUCAAGGAUUUGGCAUCCACGGCCCAGAAGUUUGUUAUCCAAGAUGAUGAAUGCUGACAUGGAUGCAGUUGAUGCCGAAAAUCAGGUGGAACUGGAGGAAAAAACACGACUUAUUAAUCAAGUGUUGGAACUCCAACACACACUUGAAGAUCUCUCUGCAAGAGUAGAUGCAGUUAAGGAAGAAAAUCUGAAGCUUAAAUCAGAAAACCAAGUUCUUGGACAGUAUAUAGAAAACCUCAUGUCAGCUUCCAGUGUUUUUCAAACAACUGACACGAAAAGCAAAAGGAAGUAGGGGACUGAUGUCCCUUCUCUUUCAUGGAGUUGCUGCUGACCUUUUUUUUUCCUUUAAAACUUCGAUAGAUUCCAAAAGUUACAGUACUUUUAUUUGUGGCUUCACUGAAUAUUUCGGAAGAUAAUGUCAGAUGUAGGCAAAAUUAACUACUUAACUGGAGAUUUCCACAAGUUUGUGUAUUAUGUUAGUCUAUGAAAAUGUGCAAAUGUAUUGUAGAGACUUUAUAAUUAGAAUCGCAUAUAUUUAUGACACUUGAAGAUGAAUGUUUUAUCGAGUUUACUUUGAUUUAUAGGCUUAGCACUGUCUUUUAUUAUAGGCUUAGCAAGAUAUACAAGAAAAACCCACCAUGUUGUGAAAAAGUGACCAAAAUCAUGUCCUGAAUGCACAGCUUUAUGUACCUGUCCACCAUGUUGUGCCUCUGCUCCAUUUGCCUCUUCCUUCCCACUCACUUCCCCAAGGAAAACAGUUUGACAUUUGUAAAAGUAAUUUUAAUAGUUAAUCAUCUAUGAUGUAAUCUGAACCCUAAUUGUUGAAACUUAACCAAAAUAAGAUACUUUCUCAGCUAGGGCUUGUCAUUUGUGAUACUUAGUAAUAAGAUAGGAUUGCUGGUUUCUCUUUAAUCAAUUGAAAACAGAUGGAGGCUAAAAAAAUGACUUUUCCUUGAAAGUAAAUUGUCAUGAAUUUUAAAAGCUUCCUUUUGUACAAGAUAAUCUACUUGGUAUCUGUAAAGAUAGGCGUCCUAGUCAUGUGUGUGCUUAAAAAUAGAAAAUCUUGAGGGAAAAUAAACUAGGGUGUAAAAGUACUUGGUAAAACAGUAGUGAAACAACUCCAGAUGUUUUCACUCGAGAGUUGUGUGAUCUCUAGUGCAGAGUACAUAUUUUGGGGAGUAUAUUUGAAAAUGGAUUGUUUGACCUUACAUAAGCCACCACCAGAAGAGAACAGUAGAAAGAAUUUGGUCUCAAGGUUUAUUUGUAGAACCCAGCAGAUCAACUGCAAAACUCCUUGAGUAUAUUAGUAUCAGAAUUGGGAGAAUUUCACGGGUGCACUAAUUGAUAACCUUGCUCAGUAUUUUAUCUUACUUGUUCUCCCAGAAUUUUCUGUAAAGUCAACUUGGUUUGCAGAGUUUUCAUUAUCCUUUAACAAUUUUUAAAAACUUAGUUUGUAGACUGUUUGGUAAGGGAAUAAUCAAUGUCAGAAGUAUUAUUAAAAUGUUCUAGGAAAAGAGAUCAAAUAAUAUAGUUUAUGAUUACUAGAUUUGACUACUUUUAAUCAUGGAAUAACCUUAUUGUAGAAGUGUAAGAUUUGAUGUAUGAAUAUAUAGUAGUUACACUACAAACAUUUUGCAUCCCUUUUGUGACCUGAUUGACAGAUAUUUAAAUUGUGUUGCAAUUCUGCUUUGCUGUUUAAUAAAAAGCUGUUUCAGAGA